Messenger RNA from Spinacia oleracea (spinach), 4842 nucleotides. Its product is annotated as vacuolar protein sorting-associated protein 36. NCBI's taxonomy places the organism in Eukaryota, Viridiplantae, Streptophyta, Magnoliopsida, Caryophyllales, Amaranthaceae. The transcript is spliced from 19 exons. Gene Ontology annotation, cellular component: late endosome membrane; ESCRT II complex. The coding region runs from base 76 to 1374 and encodes 432 amino acids. Gene Ontology annotation, molecular function: phosphatidylinositol-3-phosphate binding; ubiquitin binding. Gene Ontology annotation, biological process: protein transport to vacuole involved in ubiquitin-dependent protein catabolic process via the multivesicular body sorting pathway. The record is from RefSeq and is a predicted model, not a curated record.
UCAAAUGUUUCUAGUCAAUGAUCAAAUAAACCCCCUUUUCCACAAACACUGUCUCAUCUUCCACCGCCUAUACUAAUGGCCGGAAAAUGGCUACCAACAGCGGAGUUAACCACCAGCGGAAGACCAAUACUUUCCGUUGAAGAAGUAGAAUGCUUCUACCUCUCCGCCGUCGAUAUCGAACCCGACCUCGCAACCCACCCAACUCUCAAACCAUACACCGCCGGAAUCCUCACUCUCACCACCCACCGCCUCAUCUGGAUCUCUUCAGACGAUGCCGUUUCUAUCUCCCUUUCUCUCAUCACGCACAUCUUCCCCCCAAAAAAGUCUCUCAAAUCCAUGCUCUCUAUUUCCAGUCCCAGGGUUAAAUUCGAGCUUUCUCUCUCCUCCGUGGGGUCCACGUCGGUGACGCUGGUGAUGAGGGGAAAGUCGGAUAAUCAUGACUUGUUCUACGAGAAGCUUUGGGAGGCGUGGAAAGGAAGGGCGUGGCAGAAUUCAGGCGUUGAGUUCAAUGCUGCUGCCGCAGCGGCGGCGGAGGUGGACUCUGCGAGUAGCAUGGCGAUUCGGGUGCCAGUUGUUGGUGUGGCGGGGAUAAUGAGGAAAGAGCAGGAAAUGUGGGAAAGUACUGAUAAGACUUUGCAAGAUGCUUUCCAGGACUUGAAUGCUCUCAUGAGUAAAGCGAGAGAGAUGGUAAAAUUGGCAGAGAGAAUGAGGCAAAAGCUCUUGGCUGGGCCAAAUAGUCAGUCCAGUAAUGCAGGUGAUGAAGAGAUGAGCUCCAAAGACGUGCAAGAAUUGUUGCUCAGUGUCGGUAUCAUAUCGCCGGUUACAAAGGAAUCUGCCGGGGCCUUGUAUCAUCAGCAGUUAGCUCGCCAGUUAGCAGAUUUUGUCAGGGUUCCAUUGGAAAGAGCCGGAGGAAUGAUUAAUCUUAUUGAUGUUUAUUGCCUUUUCAAUCGUGCUCGUGGGACAGAGUUGAUUUCACCUGAUGAUUUAUUGCAAGCAUGCACUCUUUGGGAGAAGCUUGAUGUUUCUAUAAUGCUGCGGAAGUUUGAUAGCGGUGUUAUGGUCAUCCAAAGCAAGUCUCAAAGUGACGAGGAGGUUUUUGGUAGAAUCAGAAAUCUUGUAAUGAAGCCUGAAGCCCUACGAGCUGGGAUAAGUGCAAGUGAUGCUGCAAUGACUCUUGGAAUAGCUCCAGCUAUGGCCAAGGAGCAUCUUCUCGCUGCUGAGAGCAAUGGUCUGCUUUGUAGGGAUACUAGCCCCGAUGGUUUCAGAUUUUUUGUUAAUCUCUUUCCAGAGAUCAAUUUGGAUGACAUAUACCUAGUGAAAGAAGCUGGGAUUUAUACUUCCUGGGUCGUUUCUGUGGGGACAUCUACAUCUUAGUAAGAUGGUCUCAAGUCUCAACUUGCAUACGGAGUAUAUGUUAUAGUGUUGUAGAUCUAUGUAAUUGAUUGGAUAUCUUACUUAUUUUCAUUCUUUGAUGUUUGUAUUGACUCUUACUCCAGAUCGCAAAUUCGAAUGAUAUUAAAGUUCAAAGUCAGUGCGAUCAAGUCUGAGUUACAGUGAUGCAUAAACUAUAUCUUUUGUAACAUUGAUAUUUUUUAUGUAACCUUGUCAAAUGUUUUGGUUGUGUAACCUUGAUAGAAACAACUAAUAAGGUUGGUUCUGGUUCUGGUUCUGGUUCUGGUUCUUGAAUUUGUUUCUCAGCAUCCUCCUCAAUUACUAUUAUAUCUUAUGCUUUAUUGCUUUGUCAAUUGUCACCAAGUUGGUUGUCUUGUAUUAAUAUUUAAUAGUUGUUUACUUCCUAGAACGUUCCAAUAUCAUAUGCACAAUAAAAACGAUCCAGACUUGUAUGGAGAUUCAGAAUUUAAGGUAUUACACUUUUCAUUUUCUUUCCUUUUCUUGCGAGUCACAUAUUCCAGUAAAUUUCAAUCUUUACUUCCUAUCAGUGUUUAUAUAUAUUUUGGUAAGUCGUUUCAGCAAGCAAUUUAUACUAAAAUCAUACUCCGUAUAUUAAUUAAUUCCAGUAGAUGGCAAAAGCCAAAAGGCGGCAGCUUAUUGGUUUGAUUUAGUCUUCAUAUCUGUAGCCUGCUAUAAUGUCAAGCAUUUAGAUAAGACUAGUAAAUUAGAUUUUUUAGUUGUUGUGAUGAAUCAUGAAUGUAUGGAGAAGCAGAAUCCUUAAAAAGAUGCUCACACUUGAACAUAUUAACAAAAAUUCAAAAGCACAAUCAAACCCAAUAAAGCUAGACGAGUCUGUUCUGAUGUUGAAGGAUUCUCCCAAGUAGAAAAUUACAAUGUCUCAAGUGCUGUGAAUCCUAACACUUCUAAAAGAGCAAGAGCAAAGUUGUGGUUAUUAUUGCAGCAAUAGUGAGAUUACAAAAUUGCCCCCAACUCUCAUGUUUUACUACUGCUUUACCCCUUCCCUUCUCAGUCACGCGUCCUCCCUUCUCCCUCCUUAGUCCUCAGUCCUCAGUCCUCCCUGCUUCCCUCAUUUUCUUUUCACCCCUGGUUCUUCGGCUCCGCCCACAUUUUCUCUCUCCUCUACCUUCUUCUUUCUCUCUCCUUCAUUGUUCUUCUCUGCCACAUCCAUCUCCAUUGUUUUUCACGAAACUGUAUUUGUUGUUUUCCAUAUUCAUAUGAAUUAUUGGGUUUAACUAUGAUCUUGGUUCAAUGAUUUUAAUUCCUGGGUUUAUGCGUUCUUAGUUCAACAGAUUUUAGUUCCUCUGGGUUUGCAAUGAGAGAAUGAGAAGGGGAAAGGAAGUGAUCGGAGGAAGUAGGAGAGAGAGCAGAGGAACGAAAGUCACAGAAAGAAUUGCCUAGGGUUUCAUCAAGAGGCUGCUCCGCCAUAAAAAGAACCGAGUCCUGGUGGUUGUUGCUACUUCCAGAGUCGUAGCUUUUAUUAUUAUUAUUAUUAUUAUUAUUAUUAUGACCGUGGUGGCUGUGCUCAGGUUUGAGACAUGGAAUGAGGUGGCUGUCGUCCCGGGUUCGAGUCCUACUAGCUCAAGUUCACUGGCCGCGGCAAUUAAGUUGUUACAUUUGUGGCGUUUUACAACCAUCAAUCAGCUGUGUUGGCAUUACAGGAUUUAGAUAUACGUCAACACUAGCGACUCCAUACAUUGAAUCCGGGUAGUACCUUGGGAGUUUGCAACGAGUAAUCAAUAAACUCAUCCAUCAAUAGUUGCUGCUGAAAAUUUCUUCGAUCAUAGACUUGAUGACUAUACAGCUCCAACUGCAAGCAUAAUCUGUUGCCGGAUCAUUACAAUCAUAGUCCUGGUGUUUUUACCCCAUAUCGGUGAGCGAGUUUGUUCAAAUUGACUUUGAAAAGGGAGGCACCACUACUUGUAGGAGAUCUGAGGUUUCUAAUAAAUCCUUCCAUUUAACUCAGGUGCAUUGGAACCAUGUCGAUGAAAAUGAUGGAAAAAUACUCAACCUGUCAAACCUGUGGUCAGGUGCACACAUGUUAAGUCCCCAAGCAGGAUUGCUCAUUCCCUGUGCAAAUGGUGAUGAGAAGGCAUUACCAGGCUCUUGGUCUGCAAUUUCACCCUCCGUUUUUAGGGUCCGGGGCGAGACUUACUUCAAAGACAAGCAGAAACAUGUAGCAGAAGGUUACUGUCCUUAUACUCCCAUAGGUGUUGAUUUGUUUGCUUGCUCACAAAAGAUAAGUCAUAUUGCUCAGCACAUUGAACUUCCCACCGCUCAAGGGAACAGCAAAUUGCCUCCACUACUGAUUGUUAAUAUAUAGAUGCCUACAUAUGCUCCUUCAAUGUUCCUGGGUGACAGCGAUGGUGAAGGCAUAAGUCUGGUGCUGUAUUUCAAGCUAUCUGACAAAAUCGACCAAGAAAUUCCAUCAGACUUCAUAGACAGCAUCAAGAAAAGCAUUUCCUAAUGCAGAGACUGGUAGACAAAGAAUCUUGAUGGAUAAUACGAGGCAUAUUAUAGCCAGAACUACCAUCAACAUCAUAUGUUGGCACGGAAAAUGUUGAUUGCAAUGUUCUUCCCAACUCUGUAUCACCUGCCUCAAGAGCUCCUAUUGUUGUAGCAGAUUAUGCUGCCUCACGGGCUUCUCUUUGCACGUUUUUAGAUGCGCGUGUACUUGAGGACGUAUGCUCUUGAGUAUCUGGUGUUGGCUGUUUGCUCUUCUGCUAACCUUAUAACCAUAAAGCGAGUUGAGCAAACUUUGCAAGAUCUUGGGGGGUUUAAAAUCAUUUGUGGCUUUCCUUGAUCAACCACCUGGGUAGCUGAAGACAUAGAAUUGCCGAGUUUUAAGGACACGGAUGCCCCUUGGACUUAAUUGGAACAAAUUUUACUCUGGAGGCUUCCAUCUGUCAAAUACCAGCCGCCCAUGGAUAAUGUUUCCGCCACAUUAAUGCAUAUGUCGCACUUUCAGUUGCUUGUUAUGAAAAAGCAAGAAGUAACCUUGAGGUCCGUUCAGAUCGUUCUGAAGUAUAUCCGUCUCCAAUCGAUGUCACAAACCUUAGAACUCUAUGGAGUGCCUGCAAAUGCAACAACUUCUUGCAAAUUUGGGACCAAAAUUCCUAUAAACUAUGAGUGCAUGAGUAAAACCAGUGUUGCACAGAUGCUCCUGUCUCCUGGCUUUAGUUAAUGUGCAUCUCCAUAUUGCUAGCCAGUUGGGUGUAUGUAUAAAUUAGACUGACAGUUAAGUUUUAUGAAAGUAAUCUUUUGAACAUCUCUAGCACUCUUUGUCCUUUUGCAUGCAAGCAUCACCUUAGUUUAAUGUAGCAUGUACCUAUUGUUUAACUAAGUAUUUUCUCUAUACUUUUGAUAGUUCCUACUGUAUAACGUCAGUAUUUGCGUCUAUAUAUUGAAUCAUUUCUCUCUUUGUGAUUUUCA